Saccharomycodes ludwigii is the source of this 4452-nucleotide messenger RNA. RefSeq lists its product as uncharacterized. The transcript has a single exon. Gene Ontology annotation, biological process: DNA integration. Gene Ontology annotation, molecular function: nucleic acid binding. Bases 1 to 4452 code for a protein of 1483 amino acids. NCBI's taxonomy places the organism in Eukaryota, Fungi, Ascomycota, Saccharomycetes, Saccharomycodales, Saccharomycodaceae. The record is from RefSeq and is a predicted model, not a curated record.
AUGAGUGAAGAAUCCAAUAUAGAAGUUCCUGCGGAACAGAGAAAUAAUCCAACUUCGGGUAAUAACCCGAACAACGAAUUAUUCCAACAUGGUGCGAAUUCAAGUUCAGCGAACACACCUGCCAACACAGAGGAGACCUUCAACCAACAAACUCCCGAACCUAGCACUAAUAAUACAAGAGUUGUAGUUGAAUCACCAUUUAGCGCCAACACGACUAACAGAUCCCUUAUUUAUGUGCCAGAUCAUUUACUAGAAGCUGUCAAAACAUUAAUUAAAAAUGAUGCGGCGCCCAAUAGAUCAAAUAAUGACACGACAAACCAAAUCAUAGAAUCAAACACUAUAGUACCUAUGGGAGUUCCCAAAAAUAAGUUAAAAUUACCACGAGGACCACCUAACACAGACUUUAUUACACUAGCAGACAAUACAGACUUUACACGCUCAAACAAAUUAGCAUGUGCUAGCUGGGCAUCCCUAAAUUCCCAUAAUGCAAAAAAUUACAAAAUUCCUUGGAACAACUUUCCUACUACAUACUACGAGUCCGCUAGAUUCAACUCCAAUACAUGGAAGAGAUUCAUAUCUCAGUUGACACCAAUGCCCUACCCAGUAUCAUCCCUAUCUGAAAUCGUACAAUUCAUAAAAUGGUACAAUAACUUCACUUACCGAACUCACGAAAAUGGCAUCCAUCAACUAUUAUUUUACACUGUCUUCUCUAAAAUAAAGAACUCGUCGCCAAUUGAUGAAGCUGAAAAUAGAGAAAUAUUGAAUAAUAUACUACCCAAAAUAUUCCCACACAAAAUGAAAGACAUAUCAGACAACACGUGUUCAUCCACAAUAUUCAGAGAUUACAUAGAAGAAGUAUUUCCAGCACACCCAAGCACCAUAGCUGUAAAAUUAUUGGACAAAUAUGUAAUAACCAAUAAUACUACAACCUCUGAUAUGCAAACUCAGAUAAACACAGCCCAAUCCUUCAGAUAUUGCGCAAAAAUGGACGCAAUACCAGAUAAAGAAAUAAUCCCAUAUUUCGAAAGAAAAAUCUCCGACUGCUAUGGGGAAUCAACGGCACAUUUAAUCAGAAAAUGGAUGAAGACUCCAAAUCUAACUAUGCAGGAGUUACUAGCAGACCUACACGAAUAUAUGAAAAUAAGUAAAAGAUAUAAAGUAUCAACGAACCCCAGAACAGAUUCAUUUCUACCAAGAAAAUUUCAAAUUAACAACAUUAAUCGAUACGAUAACACACGUUAUCCAAAGCGCAGAUAUAAUAACGGAUACCCAAACAGAAACAGAAACUACUCUCGUAAUAAUCAUCCCAAAUCGCGCAAUUAUACGAAUCAUCAAUCUCACCGCACGACAACUGGCAAUAAUACAACAAACCAAUCGAACAUCAACAAUAUAAAUCAGAAUAACACGAAUUCUAAUCCACCACAAAGUCGCCUAGCUGAUUUUCAGCCAUUCUUCCCAAACAACUCGAAUAUCAACUGUAUACCACAAUUAGCUACUACAAAAUGCCCACACAUCCUAAUCGAUGGAGGUGCACACAGCAGCAUCACAAAUGACAAACAAGCAGUAACCAAUUUUAUCCCAACUAGCGAACCAUUAAUAACCUCCGCAAACAAUACCCCAUUUAACAUAAUAGGUACAGGUACCAUAGAAUUAAACCUAAACAAUUACCAUAUAGCAAUACCAGUAUACGUUGCAGAAGAUGAUCUACCAUAUCCAUAUAUAAUAUCUGAAUACGAUCUGAGACAACAAAACAUAUACAAACAUAACACCCCAUCCGACACAUAUCUAGCGUCUUAUACACAUAACUUCAAAGAAAUCAAAUUGACCCCACACGCACGAGUGCAUGUACUAGAUAAAUCACAUAUCGAACAUAACACGUAUAGUGAGCAACUCCCCCCAAAUGAGAAACCACUAUCUGCACACUCUAUAUGCGCUCACUUUAGCUCCAAAAAAAUCAAAGAACUUCUUCAGACAACACGACCAUCCGUACAAAAUCUAUUACCUCGCACGUACAACGAAAAAAUACUGAAAACUUUAUCAGAUAAACAACAAUGUUCGUUAUGUUUACAAGCUAAAAUUCAUAAAAUAAACAAUAAAAAGGAAUUUCUGGCUAACGCAUCCCAACCAUUAGAAAUAAUAUCAAUAGAUUACAUGGAACUAGGUAAACAGCAAUAUUUAUGCUUAAUCGAUCACUACACGCGAUACCUAUGGAUGUUGUACACGAAAGACAAACAACAAACAGCAGUGCACCUACAAAAUUUUAUUCAAAAAGAAAUCAACAAUGUACCAUUUCAAAUACAAACAAUAUUUUCCGAUAACGCAUUGGAAUUCAAAUCAACUUCAGUCGUAAACUUAUUAUCCUCCUACGGAAUAAAACAAAAAUUCUCGCCAAGCUAUCAACCAGCAAUAAAUGGCAUCUGUGAAAGAAGUCACAGAACUAUAUUAAACGCGGCACGAGCAAUAUAUCUAGAAACCAAAUGCCCUAUAGAAGUAUUUCCUUACCUAAUUCAAUAUUGUGUGCAAUGGUAUAACUUAGUACCCCACAGCCACACGAAAAAAACACCAACUGAAUCAUUAUAUGGAAUCGUCAGAAUAACGAAAGCACUAUUCCACCCAUUCGGUUGCAAAGUUAUAUAUUACUCUCAUAGACAAUCACUAAAGCACAAACUAGAAACUAACUCUGCCAUAGGCAUCUAUCUAGGCUUUAAUCAAAACCAAACUUUCGCUUACUACGUAUUAGACCUUCAUUCACAGACUGUAGCAGAAACUAAUACUGUAUACUUUUUAGACCACAUCAUUGGAUUCCAAGAACUUGCAGCAACUGCGGAAAAACACCGAGAAAUAUUACAACUCCUAAAAGAACCAACUACAAUAAAGACUAUUGCAACUAUCAGUAAACCAACGACAUCCAUACCUACCUCACCAUCUUUGAGUGAAGCUGGUAAAUACAAUGAAUGGAAAAAUGCCAUAAUUAAUGAAUUACAAAAUCACAAAUCGUUUAACACAUUUGAAAUAGUUUCCACACCCUCUAAAGCAAAAUUAUUACCUACAAAAUGGGUAUUUACCGUAAAACGAGAUCGUGAAGGAAAUAUCAGCAAAUACAAAGCAAGACUUACUGCAUGCGGCAAUAGAGAUAUACCAUUAGACCCGGUGGAUACAACAUCACCCACAACGGACAUCACAUUACUAAAACUAUUGCUAGCAUUCUGCGUACAGUACAACUGGCACACCUUAACAGCCGAUGUAAAAUCAGCAUACCUCCAUGCAAAUAUCAACCGUGAUACAUACCUAAGAAUACCUAAAUAUUUAGAACUCCACUACAAUAUACCUAAAUCACAACAACACCAAUGUUUAAAACUCAACAGAUCACUUUAUGGACUAUCCGACAGCGGAAGAAAUUGGUUCAAAUAUAUUUAUAACACCUUAACUAACUUAAAUUACCAUCCAUUUAAAAGUUGCGACACUAUUUUCUAUAAAACCAUUGGCAAAAUAUUCAUCAUAAUAUUACUAUAUGUAGACGACCUAUUAAUAAUAACACCUAAUUCAAUGGCAAGUGACACAGCAAUAAAAGAAAUAUCCAGAACAGACAUUACAAUAGGCUCCGUAUCACAUUUACAAAAAUUUUUAGGAUUAAACUUUGAAAAACAAAAAGAAAAACUUUUCCUAUGGUCCACAUAUAAUAAACAUCAAUGGCUAACAACGCCAAAAUAUACUAACAAUCCAAGUCCAUCAACUUAUAUAACAAACAAAGAUAUUGAUCAAUACCAAAAUGACGAAAGCACCCUUAGAUCUAUCGUUGGACAACUUAAUUACGUAGCACUAUCAACCAGACCUGAUUUAACAUAUGCGACACAUUAUCUAUCCAAAACAAUAACAUUAAAAACUAGCCAUAUAUGGAAAUGGGCUCAAAAAGCAUUAUCAUAUUAUCAUACAACUAAAGAUCAACGAUUAUAUUACCGCCCAACAACACCAAGCGAAUGGAAAUUUACCAUAUACGCAGACUCUGAUCAUGGCUCAGAUCCUAUAACGCGAAAAAGCACAAGCGGAUUCAUCGCAUUUAUCGGAAACUGUCCAAUAUAUUGGCGAACACAAAAAUCAUCACGAAUCAUAACUUCAUCAACAGCAAGCGAAUUAUACUCUUUAAAACAAGCAAUAGAUAGUACAAAAUGGAUACAGAAUACAGCAAACGAAAUAGCAACAAUCACCAACACAAAAACAUUUCCUACGAGAACCAUUCAUCAAGAUAAUACUAGCACAAUAAACGCAAUGUCAGCAGAAUUCUUUCGAUACAAACAAUGGGAUAUUAUAUAUCGAUACAUCAAUGAAAUGGUGAAAAUGGGAGAAAUUAUAUUAAAAUAUCACCCAACAGAAGACCUAAUGGCAGAUGCAUUGACCAAACCUAUAGAUUCACAGAAGUUCUCACAUCACAUAAGGAAUAUGCAAAUUUCAUAA